Molecule: messenger RNA, 1806 nt
Organism: Meyerozyma guilliermondii ATCC 6260
Lineage: Eukaryota; Fungi; Ascomycota; Pichiomycetes; Serinales; Debaryomycetaceae
Gene: GAP4
Product: Gap4p
Exons: 1
Coding region: 1-1806 (601 amino acids)
Biological process (GO): amino acid transmembrane transport
Cellular component (GO): membrane
Molecular function (GO): amino acid transmembrane transporter activity
Source: RefSeq, a predicted model, not a curated record
AUGGAGAAAGACAUAGCGGCACCUGCCGACUCUAUAGCACCGAAGUCCGAGACCGUCGAGGCUUCGCACGGCUAUAGCACUUCAAACGAAGGAUCCAGAAGAAAUUCCAGCGAAUACUCAUCGGGUUCUUCUGCGUAUUCGUAUGAAGUAGACACAAGAGGUCCCUUUCAAAGAUUCAUAGACUCGUUUAAGCCGAUCAAUCUCGAAGAUGAAGGUAUCGAUACCUCAAAUUUGUCCCCAAUGGAGCAGAGCAUCGUCGCUACAGCGAAACAUCCUUUGGCCAGACGGCUUAAAUCGAGACACUUGCAAAUGAUCGCUAUAGGAGGAUCUAUUGGUACAGGGUUGUUCGUGGGUUCUGGUUAUGCGUUGGCGAUGGGUGGACCUGCCUCUGUCUUGAUUGGAUACUUGUUGGUUGGUUUCUCCAUGUACUGUGUCGUCUACGCUUUGGGUGAGUUGUCGGUUCAAUUUCCAGUUUCCGGUUCCUUUAAUGCUUUCUUUGCGAGAUUCGUCGAUCCAAGUUGGGGAUUUGUGCUUGGUAUUUUGUAUGCUUGUUCUUGGUUGGUUUCGUUUCCUUCCGAAUUGAUUGCGUGUGCUCUUACAAUCGGGUACUGGAACACUUCAAUCAGUCCAGCUGUAUGGGUCGCUAUAUUUUGGGUGGCUAUCGUCUCCAUCAACUUUUUCGGAGUGCGGGGAUACGGUGAAGCUGAAUUUGUUAUGUCUAUGAUCAAGGUUAUUGCAGUCGUUGGCUUUAUCAUCUGUGGAAUUGCAAUCAUUUGUGGUGCUGGAGAUCAAGGAUAUAUUGGAGGACGUUACUGGCACAAUCCUGGAAGUUUCAAUCAUGGAUUCAAAGGUGUUUGUUCCGUUUUUAUUUCAGCGGCAUUUUCGUUUGGUGGAUGUGAAUUAGUUGCAUUGGCAGCAGCGGAAACAGUCAACCCAAGAAAGUCUUUGCCAAAGGCGACUAAGCAGGUUUUCUGGAGAAUUUUCAUCUUCUACAUCUUGACUGCCAUUGUUACUGGAAGUUUGGUCAGCUACAAGGAUGAAAAAUUGUUGUCCAAUGACGACGUGACUGCCUCACCAUUCGUUAUUGCUAUUCAAAAUGGUGGUAUCAAGGUCUUGCCAAGUAUCAUGAACGCAGUGAUUUUGAUUGCUGUGGUUUCGGUUGGUAACUCUUCCGUCUAUGGGUGUUCAAGAACAUUGGCUUCUUUGGCUGUACAAGGUUUACUUCCUAGCGCCUUUGGCUAUAUUGAUAGAAGCGGCCGUCCCUUGAUUGCCAUCCUCUUCACAAACGCAUUUGGAUUGUUGGGAUUCUUGGUCGUGAACAACAACGAAGGAGAUGUAUUUACCUGGUUCUUUUCCGUUUGUUCCUUGUCUUCCUUCUUUACGUGGGCUGCCAUUUGCUUCACCCAUAUUAGAUUUCGUCUUGCCUUACUGGCACAAGGCAGAUCCUUGGACGAAGUGGUGUUUGUGUCACCCAUGGGAAUUUAUGGAUCAAUUGCCGGUGCAGUUAUUCUUAUUCUUAUUGUGAUUGGUGAAAUUUGGAUUUCUAUUUGGCCAAUUGGCGAACAUGCUGAUGUUGUCCAAUUCUGGCAAAACUGUCUCUCCUUACCUUUAAUGAUCGUAAUGUGGGUGGGUUACAAGACCUACACCGGAACUUGGAACCAUUUGUAUAUCAAGUUGAGAGACAUUGACCUUGACACUGGAAGGAGAGAAAUUGAUGUUGAAGUCUUGAAGCAGGAAAUUGCGGAUGAACGCGAAUUAUUAAGGACAAAACCAUUCUGGUACAGAACUUAUAGAUUUUGGUGUUAG